AUGCUUCUACUGAAGACGUCGGACUCAACAUCGCAUGCUUCUACUGAAGACGCCGAAGGAUCUACGGAAGUGGCCAAGUCAAAGUCGUCAGUGAUUAGAACAGUGACUAACAUACGGCUUCGUGAUCGAAGAAGUGCGGAACAAGAUAAUGUACAGCAAUUAAACUAUGCCCAAGAAGAUCAAAAGCAGGAACGAGCUUUGGUUGAGGCCAAGUCGAAGCUCUUUCGCCAUGACUCGAACCCCGUUUUAGCAUUCCCAACUGGAAGCUUUAAGCGUCAGAAUUCAAUGUAUUUAGAUAUAGACACUUCCUCUGCCUCUCCUGAUCCUGACUCGACAUCUGCUUCUUCCACUGACGCUGAGGAAUCAACUACAAAAGCCUCUUCAGAAGAUUCAUCAACUGAUGAGACAGAAACCAUCAAAGAGGAAAAGUCAGUGUCUGCAUCCACAGCUGAGACCACCGUGGCAGAGGAAUCAACUACAAAAGCCUCUUCAGAAGAUUCAUCAACUGAUGAGACAAAAACCAUCAAAGAGGAAAAGUCAGUGUCCUCAACCACAGCUGAGACCACCGUGGCAGGGGUCCAGAUAAGGAGCGUCGAAGAAGGUAUGAACUUCAAUCUCCUACCUCAGUAA
Molecule: messenger RNA, 630 nt
Organism: Haemonchus placei
Lineage: Eukaryota; Metazoa; Nematoda; Chromadorea; Rhabditida; Trichostrongylidae
Source: the annotation of a GenBank genome assembly